Messenger RNA from Ostreococcus lucimarinus CCE9901, 327 nucleotides. It is a transcript of the gene ELIP19, whose product is annotated as possible early light inducible protein. Bases 1 to 327 code for a protein of 108 amino acids. The transcript has a single exon. The record is from RefSeq and is a predicted model, not a curated record. NCBI's taxonomy places the organism in Eukaryota, Viridiplantae, Chlorophyta, Mamiellophyceae, Mamiellales, Bathycoccaceae.
AUGGCCGGGUACGCCAUCGGCGCGCAAAUCGAAGCGCAAUCGGGGGCGACGCUGGCGAAUCAAGCGUCGACGGCGACGGGCGGCUUCGUCGCCGUGGCGCUGUGUUGUCUCAUCGCGUGGGCAUCCAUAUCGCCUUUCGAGUUUAAUCCGCAAGAGUACGGCGCCGACCCGAACGGGUUGAAGGAAAAGAAAGGGAUGAGCGGGUUCUUGGCGAUGGAGGCGUUGAAUUUAAACCCCGACGUCGAGCGCGCGCACGGGCGGUUAGCCAUGGUGGGCUUCGUCGGCACGGCUUUGGUCGAAGCCGCGCUCGGGCGAAGCGUGUUUUGA